Molecule: messenger RNA, 504 nt
Organism: Rhizoctonia solani
Lineage: Eukaryota; Fungi; Basidiomycota; Agaricomycetes; Cantharellales; Ceratobasidiaceae
Exons: 1
Coding region: 1-504 (167 amino acids)
Source: RefSeq, a predicted model, not a curated record
AUGAACGAGCAGGACGGCCCGGUUUCGAAAUCCAACACAUCCAACCUAGAAGUUCCGCACGAACAACUCUUGGUACCUGGGCCUUCCUCCGCCCCGCUUUCGCCAGAGGCGCAACAUGUUCCCUUUUUUGGCGCAUCGCCAGGUGGACGCGUAAUGUUGACAUUCCCUUCUCGAAACUCGCCGUACCCGGCAUCCUCUCCUCGACCAGCGCGCUACGAAACGAUCACACCCGUCUCAGAGCUACCUGCAGGAGACGGUAAUCAAUCGAUACCUGAGAAAACAGCUCCCUUGCGACUCGUAACAGACGAAAGUCUAGCUCUAUUGCUCAACUCGAAUACCCAUGACUUUGACCACCAAACGAGCUCUGACCCAAGCGAAAAUAACAUAGAAGCCUGGAUAGAAGCUUCUAAGCAAACAAUUAUCGAUGUGAAUAAUAAAAAGCAGCCUCUACCAGAAGGAGAUGGCAAGUCAUGCGACGAGUCAGGAAGUGCUACUCGUCGUUAG